AUGGGUGAUGCUCGGGGCCAGCUCACCGCGGCUCAAGGUCGUUUGAAGGACCUCGAAAAUGAGCUAGUUUGGAUAUGGGAUGCUGUGAAGAGGGCUGACGAGAGGACAGCAGUAGCGGAGUCUCGUUGUGAUGAAGUUUCGGCUCAUCUGUCCUCUCUAGAGGAAAUUAGACGAGAGAGAGACGAAGUGGUGGCUCAAAGAGAUGACGCCUGGAGCGAAUGUGAGGUACUCAGGGCAGAUCGUGACAACGCCCAGGCCCAAUUCGAGACAGUGAAAUCCCAAAGGGAAGAGGCCCUGGCUCGGGUUAUUGUUCUUGAGCAAGAGCUCAGCAAGCGCAUUGAGGACCUGAAAGGCUUGACCUUGGCUACAGAGGAAUUAAAACUUCAGAAUCAGCAGCUCUGUCAAGAGGUUAAGGUCCUGGAUGUGAGGUGUUCUGCCCUGCUCGAGGACGCCAAACUUACUGAGGAUAAGGUCCGGUUGGCAUGUGAAGAGCGCCUGCAGGAGUACAAGGGCUCUGUCGAGCUAAAGGCUGAGAUUGAUCAGGCUUGCCAAAGAUGCUUGCAGGAAUAUAAGGACUCUUCAGAGUUACAAACUGAAAUUAGGCAAGCCUGUGAGGAUCAUCUCCAACGUUAUAAGGAUUCCCCUGAGCUGAAAACCAAGAUUGAGGAGGCCUGUGAGGAGCGACUUGCGGAGUUCAAAGCUUCUGAUACGAUGAAAAACGAGAUAUGGCACAGAGCUUUCUGCAUGUUUGCCUCUAGGUUCAAUCAGGGUUUGAAAGAGGCCAGGGAUGCCCCCUCCACCCCAUUAGCUCGGCUCUGA
Molecule: messenger RNA, 819 nt
Organism: Manihot esculenta (cassava)
Lineage: Eukaryota; Viridiplantae; Streptophyta; Magnoliopsida; Malpighiales; Euphorbiaceae
Exons: 1
Coding region: 1-819 (272 amino acids)
Source: RefSeq, a predicted model, not a curated record